UUAGCGGGACAAAAACUAAACUGAAUUCCACCACUUCCCAUUUUUAAACCCCCCAACCUUUCCCUUUCUCGUAAACAAGGUGAAGAACCCUCGAUUCCGUCGACUCUGAAUUCAGCCUUUCAAGGGGAACAUCUUCUUCCACGGUACUGUGGUCGUCUUCAAACAGCGGUAUUGAAAGAAAAUGGAGGACAAGGGCAAAGGAAGCGAAAGAUGGAACGGAGCCAUAGGCAAUCUGACAGAAAUGGCUUUCAAUUUGGAGUCACUUCAGAAGCUGCUCCUUAAAAAGGCCGUCUUUGUUGAAGAGGAGACCUUCGCUAAAGCUUCACUUUGUUCCGAACAAGCUCGAACCAUCAAGGUUCUUGAACAAAGGGUAGAAACUUUGGAAAGAGAACUUGAUGCUGCCAUUACAGCUGCUGCUCGUGCUCGUGCAGAAAAACGACAGGCCGAGGCAGCAGAAAAGGCAGCUGAAUUGCAUGCGCAGGAAGUUACAAAAGAGCUCGAGAACACCUCAAAGGUCUUUGAGCUGCACAUGGAAGAGUUGCGUGCCAAGCAAGAAGAAAUCGCCAAGCGCGACAAGGAAAUCAAACUUUUGGAAGCUAUAAUUCAGACGCUUGGGGGAAAAGAAUCGUCCUCGCAUUGAAAAAAAAAAGGCGUGAAAAUCUGUUGUGAAUUUUUUGUAUCAAGUUGGGUCUUUCCUUUUUUGUGUAAAUUUACAUAGGAACAGUUCAAUAUAUGCACUCUUAAACAUGAUAAAGUGCUUUAUGUGUAUGAAAGCAAAACAUGAUAGUGUAAUGAAUGGAUUCAUAAUACGUUGAAGUUUUAAGCCA
This is a messenger RNA of Pyrus x bretschneideri (Chinese white pear), 827 nucleotides long. RefSeq lists its product as uncharacterized. The record is from RefSeq and is a predicted model, not a curated record. The transcript is spliced from 2 exons. Bases 182 to 640 code for a protein of 152 amino acids. NCBI's taxonomy places the organism in Eukaryota, Viridiplantae, Streptophyta, Magnoliopsida, Rosales, Rosaceae.